Pantherophis guttatus is the source of this 642-nucleotide messenger RNA. Its product is annotated as cathelicidin-related peptide Oh-Cath-like. The record is from RefSeq and is a predicted model, not a curated record. Lineage: Eukaryota; Metazoa; Chordata; Lepidosauria; Squamata; Colubridae. Gene Ontology annotation, cellular component: extracellular region. Gene Ontology annotation, biological process: defense response.
GGCAUCUCCAGCACGACUCAGUUUCCCCCUUGGAGAAGACAUCUGAGCAACAUGACCACUGCUUGGGCUGUCCUGCUGCUCCUGGGCUUGGCUGCCGCAGCCCCCCAAACACAAGUCCUGACCUACGAGCAGGCCAUCGCCUUGGCCGUUGACCUCUACAACCAGCAGAAACCCUCGCAGUUUGUCUUCCGCCUGCUGGAGGCUGAACCCCAGCCAAACUGGGACCCCAACAGCAAAACUGCCCAGGUGCUGAAGUUCUCCGUCAAGGAGACGGUGUGUCCCUCCUCGCAAGGGCAGAACCUGUCCCAGUGCAAUUUCAAAGAAGAUGGGCUGGAUAAAGAUUGUUCCGGAAUCUAUUCGGCACAACAACAGCCCCCGAUUUUUAGCAUCCGGUGUGAGGACAUUAAUCAAGAGCUGAACCGGAUCACCAGAAUUCGCUGGAGGAGAGUCGCAAAGAUUGCAGGUCGUGUGGCCCUCGCCCUGAUUGGCAGAUAGGGGGGUGUUGAGAGGGGAUAUCCCUUCCAUUCCUGAGAUCUCUGACAGCUUCAAGACUUUGCUUGCAUCUUACUAAUUCCAUGUGAUUUUUUUUUACCUCUUGUUUUGAUACGUUCCGAAUUGCAUAAUAAAAUCUCAUUUGGACCA